AUGGUACAGAAAUUUCUAGGCAAGCCCUGGUUUGUACCUCCAGAGCUCUACCAGCUAAUCAUCUUCCCUGUAGACCACCAGUAUGGCCAGCAGCAGCCACUGCUAGAACCUCAGGGUGGGCCACUUAUUGGCCACAUGGAUGAGGGCCCAAUUGAAGCGGCCACGGCAGACCAGGACACUGGGCUGAGCUGGCUGCAGGCCUCUGGCUGGGGUUGCCCCAGCCUUCAGCAGAGGCUGAUCCUUCUAGGGGACCCCCCCGGACUCUCUCGGCGCGGCAGGAGGGUCCCCGCCACCAUUCGACCUGCAUUGCUCUCGCUUCGGGAGAGACACUUGCGUCGGGACCCAGCCUCGGGGCGGGAGGGCGGCAACGACACGGUUUUUCCGCAGACUCCGGGCGCGUCCGUCCACCCAUCCCCCGCCUCUGCAGCCCCGAGGCGCGGCGCCAGCCCGGCCGGCGGCCGGUGGCGGCGCUGCACCAUGCGCCCCCCGCGCGCGCUGGCCCCGGCCGCGCUCUGCCUGCUGGCGCUGCCCGCCGCCGCCGCCGCCGCCUACUUCGGGUCAGUGCCCGCCGCGCCCCGAGUUCGCGCCCCGAGCUCGGUGUCGGGCUCCCGCCCCCCCGCGCUCACACCCCGAUCGCACCUUCUGGCGUCCGAGUCUCUGGUCCCCUCUGCCGCCGCCCUCCUCUCCUCGCCGGGUCGCGGACUCCGGCCCAAGCUCCCGGCUUCUACACGCUCCUCGGACCCUGGCUUUGCCCGCCCCGGCGCACCCUGUCCCUACCCGUCCAGGCGUCAGUCCCGCGCGCUGACGCCUCCUCCGGAUCCAAACUCGGGUGCCCUGUCUGCCCCAUCCUGGGCUCCGUCCGGCCGCUGUCCUUGCCUCGGACUCCUUCCCCACCCUCGGCCUCUGUCCCGCGGCGUGGAGACCAGCAGGCUGGGUGGAGGGGUGGGGGGCGUUGUUACCGAAGCCGGGGGCAGUGGAUCCAAGGGGACCUUGACCGGGAGGGAGGUCCUGACACCCUUCCCAGGGCUGGGCACGGCCGCAGCCCCGGUGCAGGGCAGGGCCCACCUGAAGCAGUGUGACCUGCUGAAGCUGUCCCGCAGGCAGAAGCAGCUGUGCCGGCGGGAGCCUGGCCUGGCUGAGACCCUGCGGGACGCUGCACAUCUCGGCCUGCUUGAGUGCCAGUUCCAGUUCCGGCAUGAGCGCUGGAACUGCAGCCUGGAGGGGAGGACAGGCCUGCUCAAGAGAGGUUUCAAGGAGACGGCUUUCCUGUACGCGGUGUCCUCGGCUGCCCUCACACAUGUCCUGGCCCGGGCCUGCAGCGCUGGGCGCAUGGAGCGCUGCACCUGCGACGACUCUCCGGGCCUGGAGAGCCGGCAGGCCUGGCAAUGGGGUGUGUGUGGCGACAACCUCAAGUACAGCACCAAGUUCCUAAGCAACUUCCUGGGGCCCAAGAGAGGAAGCAAGGAUCUGCGGGCACGGGCAGAUGCCCACAACACCCACGUGGGCAUCAAGGCUGUGAAGAGUGGCCUCAGGACCACGUGCAAGUGCCAUGGCGUGUCAGGUUCCUGUGCCGUGCGCACCUGCUGGAAACAGCUCUCUCCAUUCCGUGAGACGGGCCAGGUGCUGAAGCUGCGCUAUGACUCAGCUGUCAAAGUGUCCAGUGCCACCAACGAGGCCUUGGGUCGCCUGGAGCUGUGGGCACCUGCUAGGCCGGGCAGCCCUGCCAAGAGCCUGGCACCCCGGCCUGGGGACCUGGUCUACAUGGAGGACUCACCCAGCUUUUGCCGGCCCAGCAAGUACUCACCCGGCACAGCGGGACGGGUGUGCUCCCGGGAGGCCAGCUGCAGCAGCCUGUGCUGCGGGCGGGGAUAUGACACCCAGAGCCGCCUGGUGGCCUUCUCCUGCCACUGCCAGGUGCAGUGGUGCUGCUACGUGGAGUGCCAGCAGUGCGUGCAGGAGGAGCUUGUGUACACCUGCAAGCACUAG
Cynocephalus volans (Philippine flying lemur) is the source of this 1986-nucleotide messenger RNA. RefSeq names its product Wnt family member 9B (gene WNT9B). The transcript is spliced from 9 exons. NCBI's taxonomy places the organism in Eukaryota, Metazoa, Chordata, Mammalia, Dermoptera, Cynocephalidae. The record is from RefSeq and is a predicted model, not a curated record. Gene Ontology annotation, biological process: neuron differentiation; cell fate commitment; canonical Wnt signaling pathway. Gene Ontology annotation, molecular function: frizzled binding; cytokine activity. The coding region runs from base 1 to 1986 and encodes 661 amino acids. Gene Ontology annotation, cellular component: extracellular region.